UUCGCUGGUUUUCUAUCAGAUGUAAAAUGGACGUGCGGUCGUGUUGCUGCGCGCUCGCGAACUCCGCGUGUUCGUUGUAAAUCGAUGUUUAUUGUUUUAAAAUUUAACGCGAAUACGAAUAUUGUUUAUGCGAUUGUUCGACUGCUUCGGUGCUUGGUCACCGAAGAAGAUUGUGUUUAGUGUUUGUGUUUUUGAAUGACGUUACGCUCACUUCACUUGCAGUGAUUUCGCUGAUAGUAGCUCACUCGCCGGUGGGUGCGCUCGUGAUAAACUACGUGUUCGGUUGUUGAAAAAGGCGAUUAUCGUCUAGUGUGGGUGUUUUACAGUAGCACCAUGCUGUGCACGGUGACAUAGUGAGCCUUGAAUUGACCCUGACCUCUGUCAAACAUGCCUGGGCGAUCGGAUUGCAGGAAAUUUGCGCCUAACAUCUUCACCAAGAGCAAGUGCACUAAUUGCUUCCGUCAGAAGGAAGAGCACAGUGCCGAGGCCUUGGAAUCUAAUCGGGCAAGUCGAAAGAUAUCCAAAUGUGGUUAUCUGUUCGUCGCCCCUGGCUGGGACUUCUCCAAUCCUCUCUACAGAACAAAGAGAUGGCAGCGAAGGUGGUUCGUGCUAUACGACGAUGGAGAACUGACAUACUCGCUCGACGAACACCCGGACACAGUCCCACAGGCCAGCGUGGACAUGACCACCGUUUUAGAGGUCAGCGACGCUGACUCCGUGACCGGACAUCCUCACAGCCUGGCCAUCACAGCUCCGGAGCGGGUCACCUUCGUGAAGGGAACCUGCCGGGAGGAGACGAGGUGGUGGGCUGAUGUGCUGAGUGUCUACCCGAGGAGUAAGGGUCGUCAUAAGCGCAACGCCACCUUCCCGGGCGGUCAGACCAGCAGUCUGCUGCAGUCUUCCACCACAAGAAAGUACUCGGCCGACGCGUCUACUCUCCGCGACGUGGCGGACGGGUGCGGGGGGGCUCGACCGCGGUACCGCGCGGGGGGCACCACCACGUGGCCGGGGCCCCGCGUUCAGCCGCCCCAGCCGGAGAUACCGAGCCUGGCGUCAGCACCCAUCGACACCAAAGUAUACACCGACCAGCCGGUCUCGUCAGCGUCUCCCCCCACUCGGGACAAGAUCAACGGCGAGGAGAAGGCCAGGUCGCGACGCCGGGACACCUGGUCGGAGCCCAACAACCCCCCGCCGCCUGAUGAUGCCACCGUCGGCGUGAGGUCACCGCUCCUGCAGCACCAGCCUUACGAUGAGCAGCUUCGGGACAUCGCGGCGUCCCUCACCAGGCCCCGGUCCCGGAGAGCCCUGCCCGUCACACUUGAAAGACCCACCAGGCUGCCACCACCAGAUCGACUGCCGGCUCGUGGAACACCAGACGGGGCUGUACCACCAGAAGAGAACACCUCAAGCUCGUCCAGCGAAGGCAGCGAACCGACGGACGUGGUAGAAACCAACGAAAAUGGGGAGCCUGGCCGAGUCGAACUACCAGCUGAAAGACUCCUCCACGCCAGGGCUGGGUGGCUCCAAAGACGAGGCCCUGGCGGCUACUCCAGACAUUGGUUCGUCCUGAGAGGAGCAGCGCUGCUGUACUUCAGGGACCCUCAUGCGGAACACAGAGGACUUAUGGAUGGAGUGAUAGACUUGAGUGGAGUGGCCAGAGUAGUGGAGCUGCCGACUACAGCGUCCACUGGAUACGCUUUUGAAACUGAGACUUGGGACGGUAAACACAUCGUUCUAUCAGCGGUAACGGCAGGCAUACGAUCCAAUUGGGUAUCAGCUAUAAGAAGAACGGCUGGUCUACCUGACACGGCACCUUUAUCGUUGAUAUUACGCGAAGACUCCUUGGACCAAGCAUCAGAGUCAUCUACUUCACCGGUCACUCCUGUAACACCAAUAACAGGAAAAUCGGCACCGUUCUCAUCUGAUGAAGAAUACAGAACUGCUUCAGAAGGUGGUCGAAGAGAUAGUGCUGACUGGGGAGAUGUGGCUCCUCAACCACCACCGUCCCCCAUUUUAAAUCGGACACCCAUAUCCAAAGUCAAAGAAAAGGUACGCGCACGAGUAGGUCACCAAACAGGCACAAAAGUUGAAAGUAACAAAGACGAAAUCGACGCUACCAAAGAACGUCCGACCGACGAAGUCGAUGAAAACGAAAAGCCGAGUGAACCUCGCAAACGCAGCUAUAUAUCUACCAUCGACAAACAAUCUAUUGAAAUUGACGAUCUUCGUAAGCAACUAAAACUUGCUUUGAGCGACGUGGAUGCGGCAGAAACAGAACUUGCAAGGCUUAAAAAACUUAAAUCUGAUGCCGCUUUGAGAGAAAAGAAGAUGGAAGAACUCGUGAUAACACUGCAGAAAAAAGAAGAAGAGUUGUCGAUAAGAACGAAAGAGGCUGAAAAUUUAGUCGCUAUAAAGCAGCUUUACAACCAAGACAAGACAAUGUGGGAGACGAAACUUAGAGAAACACAAAAUUUCUUAAAAGAGUCGACAGAGCAUUGUGAGCUUCUAACGCGACAGUUAACCUCAGCGCAAGAGACUGUUGUGCAACUGCAAACUGAGUUGACUGAUCUUAAUGAUAAAUUGCUCAAAAGUGUCAAAGAAAAUGAAGUACUAUAUGAUAGAAUUCAAGAUCUGGAAGGCAGAUUAUCAGCUGAAUCACCUACCAAAGAAAAAAGAAAGAGCAUUAGCUCUUUAAGUGACCUCACGAAUAUGGACCAUGACUUGAAUAUGGAAUCUUUAGAAAAAGAUCAAUUGAUUGAAGAGUACAUUGAGUUGAGGGGCAGGUUCAUGAAGGCGAUACAAGAAAUAAAAGCCAUGAAGAAAGAACUCCGCGAGUCUCAUAACAUGUAUGAUGAGCUUGAACUAACUAACAUGAAAUUAAGAAAUGAAAUGAAAUUACGAGAACAGUGUAGUAGAUCAGAAAUUGACCUAAUGGCAGCACGCAUACAGGACUUGACACAGAAACUCACAGCCUCUGAUAAACAAGUUAGAACUCUGAAGCAUAAGAUUCAGAAAACUGAGUCGAGAGAAAAGAGACGAAGUUUGUCUUUGAAAGGAAGAGAAUCAUUUACAUUGGGGAAGGAGGUCGAAGAAAAGUUAACCGAGCUGGAGAACAAGAUAACGAUGCUGGAAUCGGGUGAAGCCGUGCCGGUGAUAAACUCACCUUCAAAGAGUACGUCACCUGCCAAAGAUAAACUUUCCAAAGCGGAAAGCAUGUCAGAAGAGAAACGUAUGAAAAGAUUGGCGGCCCGACUUCGAAGAAAGUCGUUGGAUAGUGCUACCAGUUCUGAACCAAUGAAAAUGCUCGUACGGCUGAGUUCUCUCGAAACCAAAGUAGCUUCUGCGUUAGAACACCGGCGAGAUUUGACAAAUUCGUGUGAAUCAUUAAGUCAAGCCACUAAUAGAUCAACAGAAAGUCCAAGCUUUAACGAAAGUACCGAAAGUUCUACCGUAGGUACACAGUCACAAAGGCAUCUGUUGGACAGAUUGCAGAGCCUGGAAAAUGUAGUCAUACAUUCAAGAAAUAAGGUUAACGAAUGCCUUUGCCAGAUGAGCGCUAUGCGAGCAGCUAAGUCCAGAAGAUCACCAUCGCCUAGUCUCGAGAAAAAAUAUAGUAUUAAAUCGAUGGAAAAAUGCUUGACUGAAGUGAGCAAAAGACUGCAGGAGUGCUUCGACAAGUGUGUCGUGGACUGUGGACACAGCCACGACCUCGAGGUCAACGACAGCGUCGCGCAGGUGGUCGUGCAGCUUGAAGAACAGCUCAGAGUAAAAUUAUUGGAAAUAUCAAAGAAAAAGGCAAUACUAUAUGAAUCCGGGGAGUUAACUCAGCGCAAAAGUCUGGAAAUUCUCGCUGAGAAACUAGCGUAUGAAGCCAUUCUCGUCAGCAGAAUUCAAGAAGCACUAGAGUCAUCAAACGGCAGCAGAUUUUUCGCCAGAUUAAUAAAGUCUGAAAUAACCGAAACUAGUCAAUUAAUCGAUAACCUUAAGUGUAAGAUAAACGGCGAUGGACCCAGAAGCAUCAUUAGCACGAGGAGCUCAUUAGACUAUCUCGCCAGGAUCCUCUCGCGGAAAAUCGAUAUCGUUAACGGUUCUCGGGAUACGCGAGAGUUGAGGAAGUCCGAACUAAUAUUACAAAGUGCCGAUUUAGAAGCUCUUAAAGCAUCGCAAAAAGAAGUUUCUGAUGCGGUCAGCAAAUUUAAAAUGGAAAAGUUGGCGGAGCUAUGCUCGGCGCUAGCCUGCGAGACAUUGAGUUACGUGACGCCAAAUGACAGCGAUUUCGAGCAACAGCGGGCUAAUGUAGAAGCGGCUAGAGUGCGAGAGGCAUGGGCCGCUGCAAGAGAUGCUCUGGGAGCCGAACUGGUUCAAGCCGAGGUCACGAGAGCUCUCGGUCGCGCCGCUCAGUUAUGUGAAGAACAAUUAGAUGACUCGCGAAAGUGUCGCUUGACUUUGACGGCUCAAGAUCGUGCUGAUUUGGAACUGUGGUGGCAAGCGGCGCACGAUCAUUUACGCUGUGAAAUGGAUGGCGCCGUGCGAGACAUCGCCACUCGCUACCGAGAAUGUCUCGGUAUGGACAGACGUACCAAAGAAGGCUCGCCCGGUGUGGACAGCCGCGUGUUAUUGCAGCAACUUGCGGAAGUGUUGGCGCAAAAGGCUUUGAUAGACGCGCGUAUCGCUGUCGUCGAGGGAACAUACCGGGCGUCAACACCGCGCGAAGAUGCGACGCGUUCAGCGGAGGACGCGAUCUCCUCGCUGGAGGCGGACCCCGCCCAGGAGGCGGAGUUCGUGUAUCUGUUCCAGCGAUUCUCGAACGAGUGCCGAGCGCUCUUCUCCAGUGACUGUUCGGGUAACAGUGAAGACUCGAUGAAGAUCGGCGAGAGCCUCGGGCGGGUGGAGGCGGCGGUGGAGGCCGUGCAGCGCAGCCUGGCGGGGGAGGGCAGCGGCGCGGCGCGGCCGGGCGCGGCGGAGGCCGCCGGCAGCACGCUGGACCGCAUCGAGUCGUUGCGGCGCCGCGUCGAAGCUCUGCAAGCGCUGGUUCCGUGCCAGCACUGCAAGCAGCUACAAGACGCGCUAGACAGACUCCAGGCGGAGCGCGCGCGCGGCGAGUGCGCGCUGGCGCAGCAGGCGGGCGCGCUGUCGGCGGCGCGGCGCGCGCGCGCGCAGCAGCAGGCGCAGCACGAGCGCGAGCGCGCGGCGCUGCGGGAGCGCGCGCGCACGCUGCAGCGCCGCCUGGCCGCGCUCGACUCCGAGUACGCGGCGCAGCUGGACAGUCUGCGCGCCGCGUAUCAGGUAGCCAUGAGCGCUGUAGCAGCAGAUACCCACGGCGAUGGUCUUCGCGCCCGCUAUCAGCAGGAAAUUGAGCAGUUACGCGCUCUGUGUGAGAAAGGCCUUAUGGCCAUGGAGAGCUCCCACCGUCGCAUUGUGCGAGAAAUGGAAGAAAAACACCGCGCAGAAAGAGAACAACUCAGGCUAGACAAAGAGCAAGCGCUUGCCGAAGAGACCCGCGCGACGUUAGCCGCACUAGACGCGAUGCGGAAAGCCCACGAGAGUGAAGUGAGGCGCGAGGUGGACAAGUUCAAAGCCGAGUUCCUCAGCGCCAGCGGCCCGGAGAGGAUGCAGCUCAGCAAUAGGCACCAACAAGAGAUGGAAGAGAUAAAGCGAGAGAUCCUUUCGCUAUCGGAGAAGUACUCCGUCAAAUGCGUGGAGUCAGCAGCUUUGGAGGAGCGGCUCGCCACCGCCACCGCGCAGCUUGCGCAGGCGCAUAACCACAUUAUGCAGCUCGACGCUAGGAAUAAGCAACUAAGAGCACAUCUUAUAUCCGAAGCAAAUGAAAUGAAAAACGGAGAGGCGUCCUCCCUCUCCCAGCUCAUCGAGGACACUGCGCCGCUUGCGAGGGAGGCGCCGCUGUGGGCUCACCUGCGGCAGCUGGCGGCCGUGUGGCAGCGCGCCAACAACGUCUCAGGAGAAAUCAUCACGGUUGAGCCCCCUGCUGGAGGCUGCGCGGCCGUCCAGGCCGGCCAAGAUACAGUACGCCAAGACAGAGAGCACAAGAAACCUGCAACUGCCGCCUGUACAGAACUAAAGGCGAAGCGCCGCUGCUCAGUCGGCCGCACGACCGUCGCCCCCCUAGUGGGCAUGGUCGCCGAGCGGAAAAAGCGAUUCGAGCUGUAACCACCACAGCCGCGGAAUAAAGACUCGUUCACACGUUAUUUUGUAGUUUUUAAAGGACUAAGAACGCGUCAAGAACGUCACCCACCACGCAAGCACCUGGCCACUUUGCUUAUACUUUGCUAUACACCGUUCGAUAUUUAUAUCAUGCAGUAAGACUGUAGUAACAUAUUUAUAUGAAAUGUUUAUAUUUAAAUUAUACCCAUUAAAGUUAUGACGUGCAUUGAAAUAGGUAAGGGUCUACAGUGCUACACUGUAAUUUCAAUGAUUAUACAGAAUUGUAGGCACUAUGUUAUCAAUUACGAAUUUGCUUACUCUUUGAAACAUGCCUUUGCACGUCAUUAGUAGAGGCAGGCGUGAAAUUAGAUAGUUCCUAUGAGUUAUUACUGAUUUCAUAAAUGUCGUUUUUUAUUAUUAAGAUGUGGCUAUGGUUUUAUAUGAAAUGUUUUUAUUAUUUUACUUGGUUGUUUAUUUACAAAUAUGUAGGUAAUACGUUGACAGAUAAAAUUUUAUAUACUUACGUUUAAACAGAAAGAAAUUAUGGUUUUGAAUUAAAAUUUCCAUAGCUGCAUCCAAGCACGUAUAUAGUUAUAUUUAUUUGACCUCGAGAUUACUAGAUGUUUAGGUGAUCAUGACGUAGCGAUCAGCUAUUAUUUAUCAGCCCAAUUAUCAAAUAGAGUAGUUGUCUGAGCUAAAACAUGUUUAUUAUAAAAUAAAAUUAGUUGUAGUUAUCCUAAGACCAAAUAUAACCUACAAGUGGCCAGAACUUUCUCCCACCCACCACACAAAUUGUAUAUAACUUUAUAUGGAUUGUUUUACAUUAUUUUAGAUUGUAUAUUUACACACUUCCUCUCUAUUUAAAUCUUACUUUACUUCAUUUUAUUUAAGGCUCAUUACGUUUUCUAUCUCGCGUUAACUGUAGACGAUCGGUUAGUGAUUGUAUCUAGACUUGUAAAAAUUGUAUUAACAUUUGUGUAAAUACUAACGUCCCUCGCGUGUCCAUUUGCUUCUAGUACGCAUUGUCUUAAGGAAUUGUUACCAAAUAUGUUUCGUAUUUAUGACAUUCAUUCUUCGACGGGCGCAGUUGGGCGCCGCGGCGCGAUUCAACAGCAUUUUGACUGUAACUAGCUUGAUCAAUAGUAUAGAGAUAUACUAAAAAAAAUAAAGUCAAGUAUUAUUACGCGCCGCCACGUCUCUGCGCUCAAAAGUAACCCUUGUUUAACUUUUUUUUUGUAGAUUUAUACAUAGCUUAGAAAUAUCGAUAUGAGAAAUUUUAUUAUAUAAUGCGCGUAAACUACGGCCGUUUGGACGAUUUUUGAUAUAACUCCGUCUUUGUUACACGCGUUUGCGUUUCAUCGGAUACCGCGCCGAACAAAGUAAUUGCGUAUCGCAUGAAAGGCGGCCCGUCAGCGGAGUGUUUACUGUUAUGUAGAGGCAUAUUGUUUUCAUUAACCCUUUAGUUAGGACGUUGAAGUUUGAACAUUUUCCGUUUUGUCUCCCAGCACUCCCUCGUGUGUUACCAUAACCUCCGGGCAUUUGAAUUCUGUCUUCCACUCACUCGUGCUAUAUUCUCACUUUGUUGUGUAUAGUUCACUGUAGUGGCGACGCGGCGGGGAAGUCGCGCGCGCCAGAGUCGCAUCGCGUCGCGUCGUGUCGCGUCGCGAGCCUGCUCAAUGUUCUAGUUCCGUGUCGAUGCCAAACGUCGCUCGCCCGCGGCAACACGUCGCGUCGCCAAACUAACUUAUGUUAUACUAUGUCUUGAGUUGACGUUGUAAAGUGUUGGUUUAUAUAACAAAGAGAUUUAAAAAUAAACUCACUUAAUACAA
Amyelois transitella is the source of this 7991-nucleotide messenger RNA. It is a transcript of the gene osp, whose product is annotated as protein outspread. Gene Ontology annotation, biological process: actin filament organization. Gene Ontology annotation, molecular function: actin filament binding. The coding region runs from base 388 to 6168 and encodes 1926 amino acids. The record is from RefSeq and is a predicted model, not a curated record. Gene Ontology annotation, cellular component: actin cytoskeleton. The transcript has 18 exons. NCBI's taxonomy places the organism in Eukaryota, Metazoa, Arthropoda, Insecta, Lepidoptera, Pyralidae.